This is a messenger RNA of Onychostruthus taczanowskii (white-rumped snowfinch), 1348 nucleotides long. It is a transcript of the gene TBC1D20, whose product is annotated as TBC1 domain family member 20. Gene Ontology annotation, molecular function: GTPase activator activity. The coding region runs from base 1 to 1218 and encodes 405 amino acids. The transcript is spliced from 8 exons. Gene Ontology annotation, cellular component: endoplasmic reticulum membrane. Lineage: Eukaryota; Metazoa; Chordata; Aves; Passeriformes; Passeridae. Gene Ontology annotation, biological process: positive regulation of GTPase activity; endoplasmic reticulum to Golgi vesicle-mediated transport. The record is from RefSeq and is a predicted model, not a curated record.
AUGUGGUGUGAAGUAAUGUCCCUUCUCCGCUCCCUGGGAAGCACUCUGGUGUCCUACUUUGAUGUUAAGAAGAAAAGAAAAGUGGCAGAGAUUUACCGGGCUCUGAACAGUGACCCCAUCGACGUGGCAGCGCUGAGGCGGAUGGCGAUCAGCAAGGGCGGGCUGCUCACGGACGAGAUCCGGUGCAAAGUGUGGCCAAAGCUGCUCAGUGUUAACACAGACGACCUGCCCCCUCUUCCAGCAAGGAAGGAGCUGCGAGAGGACAAUAAGGAUUACCAGCAAGUGUUACUGGAUGUGCGGCGAUCCCUGCGCCGCUUCCCACCAGAUAUGCCAGAUGACCAGAGGGAAGGAUUGCAGGAGGAGCUCAUCGAUAUCAUCCUCCACGUCCUCAAGCGCAACCCCCAGCUGCACUACUACCAGGGGUACCACGACAUCGUGGUCACCUUCCUCCUGGUGGUGGGGGACAGGCUGGCCACAGCUCUGGUGGAGAAGCUCUCAACACAUCAUCUCAGGGAUUUUAUGGACCAAACAAUGGAUAAUACCAAGCACAUUUUAAAUUACCUGAUGCCCAUCAUAGACCAGGUGAACCCUGAGGUGCAUGACUUCCUGCAGAGUGCAGAGGUGGGAACCAUCUUUGCCCUCAGCUGGCUGAUCACCUGGUUUGGCCACGUUUUGUCUGACUUCCGGCACGUUGUGCGAUUAUAUGACUUCUUCCUGGCUUGCCACCCGCUGAUGCCCAUUUAUUUUGCAGCUGUGAUCGUGCUGCACCGGGAGCAGGAAGUUCUGGACUGUGAGUGUGACAUGGCCUCUGUCCACCACCUCCUAUCCCAGAUCCCACAAGACCUUCCUUAUGAGUCUCUGAUCAGCAAAGCCGGGGACCUUUUUGUCCAGUUCCCACCUUCUGAACUCGCCAAGGAGGCAGCUCAGGCAGCUCAGGCGGAACGAACUGCGGCUUCCACUUUUAAGGACUUUGAGUUGGCAUCAGUGCAGCAGAGACCAGACACUGUGUUGAGGCAACGCUUCAGAGAGCGGCUCCGAGGGGAGGAGCGGCUCCGAGGGGAGGAGCGGCUCCGAGGGGAGGAGCGGAAGCCCCGGACCAACCGCUUUGUCAAGCUGGCAGUGAUGGGGCUGACGGUGGCGCUGGGAGCAGCUGCCCUGGCCAUGGUGAAGAGCGCGCUGGAGUGGGCACCCAAGUUCCAGCUGCAGAUUUUCCCCUGAAGACGGAGGAAGGGUCUUUGCUGUCACAUCCCCAGCAGGAAAGGCUGAUGUGUGAUGAAGGACAUGUCCAGAAACGACCUGUCUGAAGACUAUUUAUUAUUCUUACUGCGUCCAGUAACACUUUUGGCGA